UCAUUUCAUCAGAUUGGCGGGGUCACUAGACUGCAAGUACUAUGGCAUUCUCUGUCCGAUAUGAUCCAGGACAAAUCGACAGAGGUUCCUCGAGCGUGUAUUCUCAGAUAUGAUAGUUUUCCUCAUCUCAUCGGCGAUUUGAGCGAUGUCUACCGAUGUACCAUGGUUUCAAAGUCCCAUGGAAAAAUAGAGGAUCCUUGAUUCAAGCGAAGAAGCGAUAAGAGUAUUGCGCAAGGUACACGGCCACAGCUCACUCUAUUCAGGCUAAUAAUGUUUCAGAGGAUCUAUGGCGAAGUGCGCGUGUGGACAACGUUGCAUCAUAAGAAUAUACUUCGCCUUUUUGGGACGACCUCAGGAUUUGGAUCGCUCCCCGCAUUCGUGACUCCUUGGAUGGAGCGUGGAUCAUUGACGAACUAUCUGUCUAUUGAAUUUUUUAAUCUAAUGGAUGGUGACAAGUUCAUACUCAUUACGACAGCUAUCCAGUAUCUUCACGACAGAAAUGUCAUUCAUGGGAACCUCACUGGGCACAACAUAUUGAUCGAUUCCAAAGGAAAUGCUCACGUAACAGACUUCGGACUGUCGGUGAUCCUUGCAGAAUGCGAUAGCUCGUCGUGCGAAACUUACUACCCGGGUUCUAUACGCUGGGCAGCACCUGAAUUGAUAGAUCUUGCAGAUGAAGAAGCUGGAAAGCCGACUACCCACUCCGACGUUUACUCCCUCGGUUGCGUAAUAUUUCAGGUGCUAUCCGGAAAGCUCCCUUAUGAUUGGCUGGCAGACCCUUUUCAUAUCAUGGCUGCCAGACACAAGGGUAUGCAACCCAUGGCAGGAGACAGUUCAGUUGACAGGCGCCACGUACCCCUUCUUCAAGAAUGCUGGUCAAGGUCAUCUGACAGACCGACUGUUGACCACAUUCUCAGUUAUGUUCAAAGUGCAUUGCCACCGUAGUGAUUGCAGGCAGAUAAUCGCCGCAUGCUCUUUUCGUAUAUCCGUAUUUUUAUUUAGGUAGCACUAGUCGCGCGCUUCUUUUAUAUACCGUUACCAUACAUACACUAGUCUUCUUGAAAAUAUGCAGCCGCGCGCAG
This is a messenger RNA of Suillus plorans, 1082 nucleotides long. RefSeq names its product kinase-like domain-containing protein. Bases 271 to 945 code for a protein of 224 amino acids. Gene Ontology annotation, biological process: protein phosphorylation. Gene Ontology annotation, molecular function: ATP binding; protein kinase activity. NCBI's taxonomy places the organism in Eukaryota, Fungi, Basidiomycota, Agaricomycetes, Boletales, Suillaceae. The record is from RefSeq and is a predicted model, not a curated record. The transcript has 7 exons.